Molecule: messenger RNA, 5508 nt
Organism: Harpegnathos saltator (Jerdon's jumping ant)
Lineage: Eukaryota; Metazoa; Arthropoda; Insecta; Hymenoptera; Formicidae
Product: oxidative stress-induced growth inhibitor 2
Exons: 7
Coding region: 1057-2862 (601 amino acids)
Source: RefSeq, a predicted model, not a curated record
GGGGGGGAGAGAUAUGGCAUCCGCUAAAUUUCUACCACUUCAGUGAUAGGGAGAAAAAAAAGAGUCGUAAUAUCGUAAUUACAAUCGCAGGAUAUGUAACGACGUUUAUGAUAAAAAGCAGCCGUUUAGAUAAAAAGUAAUUUCGCUAAUCCGAGGUAGUGUCUCGGCUCACAUCUUGGCUGAUCCAAAACACUUGUUCUCGAGACCGAAAUUAUAAUUCUCUGGACUGCGGUCAAAAAGUCGGCCGGUGAAGUUGCUCCAACUUCGUUGCUGACUCAUCUCGAGUUAGACCGCUGGACCGCGCGCCUCUUUUUUUGCUUCAUCUCAUCCCUCUGGAAUUCGACGUACAUAAGCGUGAGAGGAAGAUAGAGAGAAGUAGAGGGAGGAGGAGGGAGCAGACCGGUAUACGAUCUGUGUGAUACAUUGCUCGGUAUUUGCAAAGAAACCUGUAGUGUAUUUACAGCAGAUUGCAGAUUGCGUACGAAGGCAGAAAAAUCGACUCGGUCGAUAUUUACGGAACAUUCUGUACAAAUUUGCAUGUCUAUCUGUUCAUCUUUUUGGGGAUACCGAAUACACAUAUUUGUAUUUUUACAUGCGUCCAAUAUAUUUAUUUAUUUAUUUUCCUUUAUUCGAACAUCGUCGACGAAGGUACAGGCGAAUAGCACAGUACACAAAACGUUCACGACGAAAUUCUACAGGAGAGAGAAAAACCUCCCGUCACGCAAUCCCACGGGUCCAAACGUUAUAGUUAUAUCGUUUUAAUCCAAUCAUAUUUUUAUGAUUUCGACAAGUCGUCCUUGAAGAGAACGCUCACGCAAAUUCUGCACGAUACUUACAUAUAACAUGCCUGAAAGCGCGAUCGUGAAUUUUCAAAGCGGAAAAAGUAUUGAUGCGGCGACAUUUAUGAAUUCGAUUUGAAUAUAAACGUCGCGAAGUAUGACGAGGAAUUACAGUAUGAUUCAACUGUUCCGCGCGUGCCAGAGAGAGAGAGAGAGAGACAUCGUCGAGGCGUUUCGUAGCAAAAUUAAUGAAUUACUGAUCGGCAAACCUAUCUAAAUGAAUUUCGCUGGAGUGUCUCGAAGCUGCAACGCGCUCGAGCGGACCGACGACCGGAUUGCGGUGAAUCUGUCUUGGGGAGAUUCGUUCGUGUCGGACAUACAAGGAGGAAAAAUGCAAAACGAAUAUAAGAUCGACGAUAAUGAUGUCGUUUACAAGGAUGUUGUAAUUAUAGGAAACGGGCCCAGCGGAAUAUGCUUGUCGUACAUGCUCGCUGGGAACUGGCCUUACUACACCGGCGAGCCUCAUCCUGGCGACGACAUGCUCACGGCGCGGCUGCACUUCAACGUAACGAACAGCAGCGAGGAAGAGGAGGAGGAAGAAGAGGAGAAGGAUGAGGAGGAGGAAGAUGCAAACGCCAACAAACGGCACCAGUACCUCGAAACCAGCGUCGUCCGGACGUCGCAGGAAGGUGGGCUGGCACGUAGCACGCGCAACAAGCUGGAGAGCUUGUCUUCCGGCAUCGAGGGCAGGGGUGGCGGACGACCCUUGGCCCUCCUGAUGGACCAAUUGCAGCACCCAUGCGUGGACGCCGGUCUGGACGUGCCGUCGUUGCUUGACUGGAGAUCCGCUAGCGAAUGUCCCGAGCACAGAGUCGUGGAUCACGUAGUCCUUGGCAAGGGUCAACCUGGCGGCGCCUGGCAGUCCAUGGAUCCUAACGUGCUAACCAUCAGCCUGAGCCGAUGGAUGUCUCUCCCCGACUUGGAUCUGAGACACUGGGAGAAACUCGUCGAGGCCGAGCAGUUGCAGAAGUCGAUAUUAACGGAGAGCGACGUGUGCGCGUACAUGCGGCAGGAAAAACUCAACGUCUGCAAAACGGCCAGUCGAGUUUCCGUGGGCACUGUAGCCGCUUAUUACAAGGACUACGUGCGCAGAAAAGGCCUGAAGCAAUACUUCCGAUGCGGGACCACAGUUACUUCGGUAAGAUCGAACUUGGAUUCGCCCGAGAACAAAAGGGGCUAUAACUGGAUCGUGGAUGGCUACGAAAACAAGAGCGGAAAGCGGUUUCGGUAUCGGUGCAAAAGAGCAGUUCUCGCGACCGGCACGACCGAUUUGUCGAAUCAGCUGGGCGUCUCCGGGGAGAAGACGCACGAUUGGGUGACGCACGAUCUCAACGAUCUCGAGACUCGCCUGGAACAUAUGUUUGACGAAUAUGACGAGAGAACGGCCGACGAAGAAGAGCAUCCCGUGUUAGUGGUAGGAGCCGGCUUGAGCGCGGCUGACGCGAUCAUGGCCGCGCGUUUUCGCGGCAUCCCCGUGCUGCACGCAUUCCGCAACUCGAAGAACGAAUGGGGUACCGCGGUCAAGAUAAGUAGCAGCUACGACCGACUGCAGUGGCUACCCAGUUCCAUAUAUCCGGAGUACCACAAAGUGUACGAAAUGAUGGCCGACGGAGGCACAAAUUAUCCUCUAUACAAGUCGCUGCCGGGAUACACGCUCGUAAGUCUCGACGAGGAUGAUUCUGACGAAAGCCUCGACGCAAACCCCAGGAGGAUGGCCACUCUAUCUGCUCCGGAUGGGCAGCUGCACACGUUCCAAGUGUCGACCGCGGCGAUUCUCAUCGGAUACAAGCCCGACUUAUCAUAUUUUGAAGGCAAUGGUGUCGGACUGAGUAAAAUCGCGGGCCGACUAAUCGACAGCAAAUCCAAUCCGAUCGAGAUCGACGACAUCACGUACGAGGUGACCAGAUCACCGGUGAAGGGGCUUUACGCGUUGGGGCCUCUGGUCGGUGAUAACUUUGUUCGCUUCGUUCUGGGUGGUGCUUUCGGGAUUCUAGCACACAUUUUGUGCACCACGAACACGUGAGAAAUAUGACAGCCGUUUACGAGAGCCGAUCGUGUCUUAGCAAAAUUGUAUUGUAUAUAGACGUACCGAGACAAUGAGAAUCAUGACUUUUACUGCUCAAUUCACGUGAGUGCUGAAAGACUACUGUUUUAGCUCCUAACGUGCUACUAAUACUGGCGGAAACGCUCGGUAAAUCUGUUUGUAUAUACUGUUGAAGUUAUUUUUAUAUUCCUUUUCACGUUACCGAGAGAGAACGACGGAUUAUUUAGCCUUCCUGGUACAGAAGGAUUGCAUAACGCAAGGAUGAUCCUAUCAUAGUAGGACUUAUGGUAGUAGCCGCUAUCGUCAAUAUGCUUAGACAUGCGAGGCAGAGCAUAACGAUGAUAGAAGACAUGUUAACUGGGAUGUGGGAUCGGUGACUGUAGUGUCACGGCGUUUGUACCUGUUAUCUGCACGAGGACCAUAAUCCAUAACCGUACUGGGAAAGUCGAGUGUACAUAAUUACUUACGUUGUUUCGUCAAAUAACCUCUUGGUGAAGGGAAAAGACCGAAAAGAUCGUUACAAUGUUUGCUCAUGAGCGAUAGCGAUAGUGAUAGUGAUAGCGUACAAAGCUGCGGUAAAGAAUGAUAUUUCAAAUAACACUUCUCUAUCUUCGAUCUAUUCGCACUUAUAAAUAACAUUCCAUUCGGCAGGUAAAUUGCGUAAAAGAGAGCGAUAGCAACACGAAAUAGUUCACGCAAUGUGUCAUUUAAUAGAUAUUAUCGACGGAUGCAUUUCACGAUUAAUGAACUCUCGAUUCAUGGGUGCGUACUUUAUACAAAUACCACUUGUCGUAGAGUCGUAUACGCAAACGGGUGGAAGUGCGAUUUAUAUCGUAACGAGUUCUCCUUCGUGAGAAGAAAAUACCAAUCACGUUUACGAUCGUAUGAGUGAUAAGACAAAUCUCGUUUAAGUUUUGGUGUUACUCAGUGCGUAUUUAUAAUUAAUUGAUGUUUGCCUCUUUACAAUUACGUUAAAUGCACACUCUCUUUCUUAAAUGCUAUUCGUAUUGCAAAUUCCUGACACAGCCGUAGGUAGAACGAUCCAAUCCGAUAUAUCGUUUCAUCCAUUCCCGGACAACUGUUGCGAAGUUUGCAGUGCUACAUGACUUCCUUCUUCAGUCUGAUCCGUUUUAUCUGCACACGAGAAUUUUCAGACGCUCUGUGUAUACGGAUCAAAAUGCUUUUAAUCGUUUUCAUCCUCGCAGGAUUGUAUUUAUUCUUUCAGAGCAAUUAAAUCACACACAUAGACACACAGUUGUGUUGGUUUAAACGCACAAAUAUUUUUAGCCACAUGCGAAUGAACAUAAAUAUUCACGUUCAUUCCUUCCAGCAGAAAUCACGUGCGUAAAUAACGGCGUGUCUCACCGAGUGAUUGUCGUUAGUUUUGACACAGAAUUUUCGAUCUAUCAUGAUAUACCUCUGCAUCUCUUAUUAAUAAGCUGUGAUUACUUUAAUGCGGUAGGCUAGUAACGCUCUUUUAUUAAUGUGAGAUAUACAUCAGUAAUAAUGCCUUUUUAGUACAAAACGUUUUUUGUUUGACUUUCGUUUUAUUAAAAUGUUGAACUUGAUGACGUUUAUUUACACUUAAUUUAGGAGCGGCGCACUUUAUAUCGUUUAUAAUUUACGCCAUUCUAUUUACAAUGCGCGGUGUAUAGUAUAUGGAUGUGCAGUAUGUGCGAUAUAAUUUAUAGGUCAUAUAUUGUAUAUUGUAUAAGAUGCAUUAUACGAGACGUAUUAUAGUUAGUUCAUACUGCUCCUAAAUAUGCAUCCGGAAAGAAAGCGCUUUUCGUAUCCUUCUUAUAUUUCAAACAAAUUUUCAUGUUGAUAUUUGAUGAUAUCCUAUGAAAAAACGAGAAAUAUUUUUUGUCUGUAACAAAAGCUUGUAACAAUACUGUAACAAAAAGCCUAAUAUACUUAGAUAUAUUACAACAAAUUAUAUAAUAAUAGCGGUAGAACCGAAUAUAGUAUUUAGUGAAUACUAUAAACAUUAUAGUACACAUGAAGAAUCAAGUGGACAUUGUACAUAUUGAUUUAUAGCACAGUGACAUAUACGUAAGGUUUUUAGAAGUUUUAUUGAUACAAAAAUUGAUAUACAUAUUAUAUACAUAUGUAUCCUUAAUAUAUACAUGUGUGUGUGUGUGUGUGUGUGUGUUUGUGUGCGUAUGUGUAUAUUGAUAUUAGUUAAAUAAUGAUAGCGACAAUGCAUAAGUAUGAACACAAAAAUACUUAACACACAAUCUGUGAUAGGAGAUGUAAUGUUCAAGAAGGCGGUAUAUAAAUGCAAUGGAAUAGUGGAGAAAAUAAAUAAAUCAAAUCUUGAAUACACUGUACAGUAUUAAAUAUAUUUGUAUAUGUGUAAGUGUGUACACAUACAUUACUAUACAAUGUAUUCAAUAUCUGAUUUAUUUAUUUUCUUCUCUAUUUAUAUAUAUUUACUACUGUACAACGUAUUCAAGAUUUGAUUGAUUCAUUUUCUUUGCUAUUUCAUUGCAUAUCAAAUAUCAACAUGAAAUUAGAUUGCGGAACAAGUUUAAUAUUUCUUAAAACGACUAAUGCCACAUUUACACACUGUUAAAUAUUCUUAUCAGAUUAAUCGAUGAAUGGAUUAAAAUAGACAUUUAAAUA